GACUCAUGUACAACUUCAAUAAUCCCACCAGGAUCUCUGCUUCUCCCUUCAUCUACAGUUCUGCCUCGCCAUGGAUCUGUGGAAAAGGGCCAAAGUUUUCGCCGAGGAGGCGGCGAAGCGGGCGGAGGAGGCAGCGAAGCGCUCUCAGGAGCUGACCAAAGGAGCGGCCAAAUUCUCUCAGGAGUUCGUCUCCGAGACAGCAAAGAAGUCCAGAGAGCUCGCCGCCGAGGCCACCAAGGCCGCCGACCAAAUCAAGAUUGAAGCACUGCGUCGUGCCGACCAGAUCAAGACUCUCGCCGGUGAGAUCCCUAUUCCCGUUAACGCCCUUACAGCCACCGCCUCUGGAUCCUUUGUCUCUGCGGAGGCUUCACCCGAUCUCGAGAGGUUUGGCAUUACCGAUGAGCUCAAGGAAUUCGUUAAAGGACUCACCAUCAAUACGUUUAGAGAUUUUCCCAUGGAAGACGAAAUGGAUAUCGAUGAAAGCACCACACCAUCCAAUGUACGGAAGGAUCUUAAUGAAUGGCAAGCCAAGCAUGCAACUCUCAUUCUCUCCACUGCAAAGGAAAUAUCAAAGUUCAGAUACGAGCUAUGCCCACGCUACAUGAAAGAGAGAAAGUUUUGGCGCAUAUAUUUUAUUCUUGUGAGCAAUCAUGUUGCCCCAUACGAAAAGCGAUAUAUGGAGGAGUUAAGUGUGAAAGCCUCUGAACAAUCGCAACAGAGCAACCAGGCUAAAGAUGGCUCAAAUACCACUCCGGCUCUCAAGGAAGAGCUGAAAGAAUCAAAGUUGCAAAGCAAGCCUUCAACUUCCUCCACUGCAGAGCAGGACUUGGAUGUAUUCCUUUUGGGAGACCUUGGAAGUAGUGACGAAGGACCUGAUGAUCGUGAUGAUGCUUUGGAUGAUGACUUUGAUAAGCUUGGUGGCACCUCGGGUUUGGAGAGCGAGGAUGACGAUGAAACCAAAUCGAAGCAACCCAACUAAACAGCUAAAUGGUCAACUCCCAUGGAUCGAAUAGGAACCGUGCUUCCAUGAUUUUAAGCCGGCAGAGCUUGCCCAAUUUUAGCUGCUGCUGUCAUGAAGUUUUUGGGCUGUCAGUCUAGAUGCCUUUCACUUAUUAUUAAUCCUAUGGUAAAUCUGUGAUCAUCUCUCCUCGCGUAUUUUAAAUCUCUGUGAUUAGGCUAAUUCUGCUCUGUUAAAAAAACGGUAAGCUGUAUGUGUUUUUAUUUCUAUAAUAUAUUCUGGGAAUAAAUUCAAUACCAUUCUUUUCAGGCAAAAAAUAUGCAUUUCAU
Phalaenopsis equestris is the source of this 1287-nucleotide messenger RNA. RefSeq lists its product as uncharacterized. The coding region runs from base 71 to 979 and encodes 302 amino acids. Lineage: Eukaryota; Viridiplantae; Streptophyta; Magnoliopsida; Asparagales; Orchidaceae. The transcript has 6 exons. The record is from RefSeq and is a predicted model, not a curated record.